Pestalotiopsis fici W106-1 is the source of this 1392-nucleotide messenger RNA. RefSeq lists its product as uncharacterized. The transcript has 3 exons. The coding region runs from base 1 to 1392 and encodes 463 amino acids. Lineage: Eukaryota; Fungi; Ascomycota; Sordariomycetes; Amphisphaeriales; Sporocadaceae. The record is from RefSeq and is a predicted model, not a curated record.
AUGACUGCUCAGCAGUUGCCGCCACACUUGCUGGCGGUAUCGACUUUGUCGUGCCGCAAAGAUGGCACGAGGAUCGACAUCGAACCACAAGCUCAGGUCCCGGCCACAAUAGUUGACUUCAAGGAGGCAGCGAUUCACUCCACACCACUCCAAAGAUCCGUUUCUACAGAACUCAGUUCCUGUGCUUCGGAAAGCAUACCUGGCAAACUCGGAGAAGAAAACAGCACACCGCACUUGUAUCUACACUCCGAGUUCUCGAUUCCCAAUACACAAAAGGCAGCGAUGACGGCAACAGUUGGAGAGGAUCUCAACAUCCAGCUUUGCAAGAUCAAAGUUAAGAUUCCCAAGGAGAAUGAAGUGGUGGUUAGGAUUGCUUGGACGGGCAUGUGUCGCAGCGAUGCCUGCUUUUCCGUUGGACCUGAGCCAGGUUUCCCUAGCCACAGCCAUAUCGCGGGACAUGAGGGCAUAGGACAUGUGGUUGCCAGCUACGAUCCUUGUCUACUCGGACGCCCAGUGGCAACCCGCUACAUUGGAUACACGUGUCAGACGUGCAGAUUCUGCCUUGGUGGCCUCCCAGAGUCAUGCCCCAGCCACACGGCUUUUCCAAAACACCAUCAAGGCACGUUUCAGCAAUACAUGACUGCGCCGUGGUCCUCCUUGGUUCCCUUGCCCAGGUGGGUGUUUGACACAAAAAGCGGCGUCUGGCCUGGGGCCUACACCGCAGCUCUGUGCUCCGGCUCUACAGCAUUAAAGGCUGUCCAGACUACAGAUAUUCACGCCGGAGAUGUUGUCGUGGUUGUUGGCGUUCUUGGCGGGAUUGGGCAUCUCGUUGGACAGAUUGCAAAGCGAGUUUUUGGCGCCAAGGUUAUAGGCGUGGACAUUGAAGAAAAGGUCACGACAGCUAUAGGGGAAAAAUAUGGCCAUUGCUACGAUCGACUGCUCGCAUCACCGUAUCUAGCUGAUGCACCGUCGUGGGAAGCCUUUGUGCAGAAUCUACACGAUGUGUGUAAAGAUCUUCGUGGCAACAAGUUUGAUCACAACCGUGCAGAUUCAGUAAUUGUUACAGCAAGCAGAUACGAGGCUUUCCAUGGACUGGAUAGCUAUGUCCGCGACGGAGGAUCUAUUACAUGCGUCGGGUGUCCCAGAGGAAAUGGAAUGUUCACGAUCCCCUUGGUCAGUGCUUUGAUCGAGAGACAGCUCAAAGUUCAGGGCUGCAUGAUGGGAGGUGUACAAGGUGCCUACGCAGUGAUGGACUAUAUAAGGUCAGGACUGAUCGAGGUCAUGACGCAAGAAAUCCCCUUGGAAGACGUGACAGAUCGUAUGGGUCAAUUUCUCGAUUGCAAGAAUUCUGGCAAGCUAGUGGUGCGUGUGAAUGGCAGCCUGCCAACGUGA